UGAAUCUUUCCACGAAGAAGAUGGUUGACUUUUUACUUUGACCUCUGCCCAUAUAAGCUAAGCUGAAACCAAGAACUGCAAGCCAAAGCUGCUGCAAUGGCCGCGUUCCAUACUCUGACUACCUCCUCUUUCUUGUUCUUCUUCCUCUUCUCCUGCGGGUUUGCGCCACGAGCCCGGGCGCAGCAGCCCUACGGCUCGGCGAUCGCCGAUUGCGGCAACCAGCACAACUCCUCUGGUUUGCUUGGCUACUUCUGCAGCGGCAGCAGCGCGCCGUCCUGCCCGACCUACCUCACCUUCAACGCCCGCCCGCCCUACGCCGACCUCGCAUCCAUUGCAGCGCUCCUCGGCGCCGACGCCGCGGGCCUCGCCGCGGCCAAUUCGGUCGGGGAGACGGCAACGCUUGCGCCGGGCACCAAGGUGCUCGUCCCGACGACCUGCUCCUGCACGGCCACGUCGGGGGGACGGUUCUACCAGCGGAAUGUGACGUACGUGGCGCGCUCCGACGACACGCUGUUCAUCAUCUCCAACAACACGUUCCAGGGCUUGUCCACUUGCCAGGCGGUCCAGGCGCAGGGCCUCGGCGGCGCGCCACCGACGAGCCUCCUGGCGGGGCAGCCGCUCGCCGUGCCGCUGCGGUGCGCCUGCCCCAGCGCCGCGCAGGCCGCGGCCGGGGUGAGGUUCCUGGUGAGCUACCUCGUGGGCGAGUUCGACGACCUCAGCGCCGUGGCCGCGCGUUUCGGCGUCGACGCCGAGAACGUCGCGGCGGCCAACGAGCUGCAGACACCGUACACUAUAUUCCCUUACACCACCCUGCUCAUCCCCGUCAAGUCCCACCCUGACAUAUCGCAGCUCCAGACACCAGCGCCGCCGCCUCCGCCGCCGCCGCCGGUGGUAACGUCUGCGCCGGCCAAGAGGAGCAGUAACCAUGUCGGGGUUUACAUUGGCGUUGGUGUGGCAGUGGCGGCCGUAACUGUCAUUGCCUCUGCCGGAGCUUUCCUUGCUCUGAGGGCGAGGAGGAGGCGAGCCGGCGCCGUUCUGGACACCGGAGAACUGGCCAAGAAGGAAGGUAAAGUAAACGACAAGUCAACACCAUCGGUGGGCACCGGCCAGUUCUCCGUGUCGUUCAGCGAGGCGUUCUCGAGCAUUUCCGUGUCGGACAUCAAGUCCUCCCUGAAAGUGUACACGUACGCGGAGCUCAAGAAGGCGACCGACGAUUUCAGCCCGGAUUUCCGCAUCGGCGGGUCGGUAUACCGCGCGGUGUUCAACGGCGACGCUUCCGCCGUCGAGGUGGUCGACCGGAACGUGUCGGCAGAGGUGGAGAUCAUGAGGAAGAUCAGCCACCUCAAUCUGAUUAGGCUCAUCGGCCUCUGCCACCACCGCGGCCAGUGGUACCUCGUCACCGAGUACGCCGAGCACGGCGCGCUCCGGGACCGGCUCCUCGCCUGCGGCACGGGCGCGGCCGCGCCGCUGAGCUGGGCGCAGCGGGUGCAGGUCGCCCUAGACGUCGCCGAGGGGCUCAGGUACCUGCACGAGUACGCGCGUCCGCCAUGCGUGCACAUGGACGUGACUAGCGGCAGCGUCCUCCUCGCCGACGAGGGCCCCCGCGCCAAGCUCCGGAGCUUCGGCGCCGCCAGGGCCAUCACGGGCGGCAGCGGCGGCGAGGUGCUGUUCACGAUGACGAGCCGCAUCGCCGGGACACGCGGGUACAUUGCACCGGAGUACCUGGAGCACGGCGUGGUGUCGCCCAAGGCCGACGUGUACUCCCUCGGGGUCGUGCUCCUGGAGCUCCUCACCGGGAAGGACGUCGAGGAGCUGGUGGGCGACGGCGUUGGCGACCCAUUCGCCUCCUUACGUGAGCUGGCCGAGGAACACGACGAUGACGGUGACGCCGUGCUGCAGAGGCUGGAGGAGCUCGUGGACCCGGCGAUGCCGGCGGGGAGCUGCCCCCAAGACGCCGUCGUCGUGAUGGUAAGGCUGAUCGAGAGGUGCGUCCGGCGCGACGCGGCAGGCAGGCCGAGCACGGGGGAGGUGGCUCAGCGCCUUCUGCAGCUGUCCGGCGUCUCAGCGGUCAGUUAGCAGAGAUCACCGGAGUCGCUCCUGAGCUCCGGCAGCGGGAAAUGCCUAAUCUACUAGACUAGUAGUAGUCAUACCUGCCAUCCUGGGAAUUGUGAAACCACCAAAGUUUAAUCGUGCACGUUGAAUUGAGUUUAAGAACUGAUUGUUCUUGGAAAAAAUUGGAACUUGCUAUUAAUCAACCGACUCAAAUGCCUGUUCUCCAAACGAGUUGGAAAACGGAAGCUUGACUAG
Messenger RNA from Phragmites australis (common reed), 2307 nucleotides. RefSeq names its product lysM domain receptor-like kinase 4. The record is from RefSeq and is a predicted model, not a curated record. Gene Ontology annotation, molecular function: ATP binding; protein kinase activity. Gene Ontology annotation, biological process: protein phosphorylation. NCBI's taxonomy places the organism in Eukaryota, Viridiplantae, Streptophyta, Magnoliopsida, Poales, Poaceae. The transcript has a single exon. Bases 97 to 2076 code for a protein of 659 amino acids.